UGGCACAAACAGCGCCGGUGAAGAACACAAGUUAACUAAACAACAGAGAAUUGCAGAAAAAAAGAGAAGCGAGAAGAAUGGCGGAAAACAAUAAAAAACUAAUCAAAGACCCACCCGCUAGUUUCCACUCUAAAGUGUGGAGACACUUCGGGUUUUACGAGACAGUCGACGGAAAGGCACUGGAUAAAAACUAUGCAAUCUGCAAGAACUGCUUUGCAAAGAUAAAAUAUAACUGCAACACUACGAAUCUGCAAAUGCACCUCGUUCGCUAUCACGGUGAACUACUCUCAGGUGAUAAUGAGGGUAAACCAAGUCAGCCGACAAUCACUACUGCGUUCAAAGCAAAGCUCCUUUGGGUCGCCGAGGCACAGAGUAUCACUAAGUCCAUCGCCGAAUUUAUUUGCAAGGACCUUCGCCCUUACAGCGUGGUCGAGAAUGAUGGAUUUUGCAGAAUGUUGACAACACUGGAACCGAGAUACGAGAUACCGAGUCGUCGGCACUUUACAGACAAAGUCAUCCCUGCAUUGUAUGCAGAUACCAGAGCCAAAGUGGAGGGUGCGCUCGGUCUGCUAAACGAGUUGCACUAACCUGUGAUGGUUGGACGUCAAGGGCCACCGAGUCCUUCGUAACUAUUACUGCCCACUUCAUAGACGACAACUGGGAUGCCCAAAGCUACGUCCUUCAGACUCGGGCUAUGAAUGACAGUCAUACUGGCGCUCACAUGGCAGAGGUGCUUAAGACGGCUGUAGACGAGUGGAAGCUCACCGAGAAAGAGCCAGCAGUGGUGACUGACAACGCAGCGAAAUAUGUCCGUAGCUGUUGAGAUUGCUGGAUAUCCACACGUUCGCUGUUUCGCUCAUGUUUUGAAUCUCGCGGUGCAGCGUGCCCUCAAACUGCCAAAUGUCGCUCGACUGCUCGGGAGAAUUAGGAGAAUUUGCACAUUCUUCCACAGGAGCACCUCAGCAGCUGAGGCACUGAAGAGGAACCAGAAGAUGUUAGGCCUUCCGCACCACAAGCUGAUAACUGAUGUUGUUGUCCGCUGGAACAGUGCCUAUGAGAUGAUCAGCCGGUUUCUUGAGCAACAGCCAGCUGUUACUGCUGCCCUCUUAUCUCCAGAGGUCAGAAAGAAUACCACUGACAUCUCUACCCUGACUGAUGGAGACAUCAAGAAUGCAGAAGAGGUUGUGAAAGCCCUCCAUCCAAUGCUGGUAGCAACAAAGAGCAUGUGUGAGGAGAAAAGUCCAACUGUUUCCAUCAUUGCUCCUCUUCACGCCCAACUUCUGAGCAACACACUCAGCACAAUUGAGGAUGCCCCUCUCGUCAAGGACAUAAAGUGUGCCAUCCAUGGAGACCUAUCAAAGCGCUACAUGUCUGCAGAGGAGAAAAACUUCCUCUCACGUUGCCUCCGCCUUAGACCCCAGGUUUAAGUCGAUGCUCUUCUUGUCGCCUUCAGAAGUGCAGGAGACGUAUGCCAUGGUUGUGUCCAAGGCUGCUGCCCUGAUGGGGAAUGCAGAUGUGGGAAUGCAGUCUGAUGGUAAUGUAGAGGAGGGAGGAAGCACUGAAGAGAGUGGUCCUGCUGAUGACACCAGUGAUGAGGACCGACCACCACACACAC
Siniperca chuatsi (mandarin fish) is the source of this 1615-nucleotide messenger RNA. RefSeq names its product zinc finger BED domain-containing protein 4-like. The transcript is spliced from 3 exons. The record is from RefSeq and is a predicted model, not a curated record. Lineage: Eukaryota; Metazoa; Chordata; Actinopteri; Centrarchiformes; Sinipercidae. The coding region runs from base 807 to 1427 and encodes 206 amino acids.